Messenger RNA from Egretta garzetta (little egret), 1494 nucleotides. Its product is annotated as cell surface glycoprotein CD200 receptor 1-B. Gene Ontology annotation, cellular component: external side of plasma membrane. Gene Ontology annotation, molecular function: signaling receptor activity. Lineage: Eukaryota; Metazoa; Chordata; Aves; Pelecaniformes; Ardeidae. The record is from RefSeq and is a predicted model, not a curated record. Gene Ontology annotation, biological process: regulation of neuroinflammatory response. The coding region runs from base 86 to 976 and encodes 296 amino acids. The transcript is spliced from 5 exons.
AAGAUCCUACCUCUUCGUAGUGACACUGCGGGACUCUCGGAAGCAGAGGCAGAGCAGUGACUCUGGCUGCUGAGGAUCCCUGGAGAUGAUGGGGAGCUCACAGAAAGCCGGGUGGUGCAAGAAACCUGUGUCACCCACAAACGCAAGAGCCACUUUGAAAGUUUUCGGGAAGACCACGCACACCAUUGUUCUGCUUACCAUCACUGCCAUCACAGGAUCUACAGGGAACAGCAGUGUGUCAGCGACAGUAGGUAACAGCUUUGUGUUCGCCUGCCCUCCCGGAUCAAACAUGACUCUGGUAACAUGGAAAAUAAACCCCAAGGCUGGGGGCCACUGCUCCUUGGGAUACAGGGCUGAUCAGAACAAGACAUACAGAACAAACUGCAGUGACAACAUAGACUGGAAGUUCAGACCAGAUCAGAAUCCUGCCCUUGAGAUAUGGAAAGUGGGAAUAGCUCAUGAGGGAGAUUACACCUGCGAACUAGUAGGAACAGACGGGAAUUUCCACGAGGUGUACCAGCUGACCGUGCUAGUGCCCCCCAGGCUGACCCUGUACUGUGACGACCACGGGAAGCCCGUGUGCGAGGCAGCGGCAGGGAAGCCAGCUGCUCAGAUCUCGUGGGUCCUUGAGAGCAACUCCACCCUCGAGGAGGAAGGCCAUGACAACGGGACAGUGACUGUUCUCAGCAAGCUCACAGCAUACAGCACCAACAUGACGCAUACAACCUGCGUUGUGUCCCACCCAGCUGGGAACCAGAGCAAGUCCAUAACCUGUUAUCCCUCAGAGAAUAGUACAUGGUUUCUUCACUGUGUCAUCAGCCUCGCUGCUCUCCUGGGCCUCCUUUUCCUGCUUGCUGUUCUUCAUCUCUGCAUCUCCUGUCAUAGCAGGACAAUUAGAAGCCAGUACAAGCCAAAGCAUCUUCCACUUGCAGAGCUCCCUGAGCCUAUUUCUAACUCAGCACCUGAGCAGAGAUGAAAGAAACUCCCAGUAUGCCUCAGUCAGCGAUGUGACAUGCAGCAGGGACUCACCAGUACCAAAGCGUUCAGGAGAAAGAAGCAAACAUCUGCAACAUAGCCAGCGUAACUGUGCAGAAACAUGGCAUGCAGGCCAGAUCCUACCUGACCCAUGUCUGCUUUGUCUUCCAUCAUCUCUCUAGUGCAACUAUAGAUGUUGUUAUCACUCAUGCAAGUAUCAAUCUUUUUUUAUAAAACCAAAUCUAACAUAUGUGCAAUAGGAAAUUAAUUCAUGUUGUAUAAAAUGAAGUCACACUUUCAAAUACAUUGUAUCCUAGUAUUUAAGUAUCAUGUCUUGUGAUUUAAAAUACUUCAGAAGAAAUUUUCUUGCAUAUUAGUGAGCAGCAACCUUCCCAGGAUGAUCACACAAGACUGAAGCUAAAUUUGAGCAACUCUCAUUUUCACAAUAAGAAUUUUGAAGUGUUUCAUCAAGAGCUACAAAAAAAAGGAGAGAGAAUAUUUAAGCUUGAGCAGUUAUUG